This is a messenger RNA of Camellia sinensis, 627 nucleotides long. The record is from RefSeq and is a predicted model, not a curated record. Lineage: Eukaryota; Viridiplantae; Streptophyta; Magnoliopsida; Ericales; Theaceae.
AUGUUCGAUCUUAUAUUUUCUUGGAUUGAAGCAGCUGAUAAAUGUUUCAGCCAAGAUACUGUUGAAAAAAUUAUUGAUGCUCUGGAAAAUGAGGCGGCAGAGUCUUAUGAUGAAUGGAGUACAACAGCCCUCAAGAAACUGAAAGAGGCAUCCCCGUUGAGUUUAAAAGUCACUUUACAAUCUAUACGAGAAGGUAGGUUUCAAUCUCUGGACCGUUGUCUUGUUCGUGAGUAUCGUUUGUCCUUGAAUUGGAUCACCAAACAGGUCUCUAAUGACUUCUGUGAGGGCGUUCGUGCACGACUGGUUGAUAAGGAUUUUGCUCCAAAGUGGGAGCCUUCAAGUUUAGGAGAAGUGACGAAGGACAUGGUUGACUACUAUUUCGCUCCCCUCGAUGAAUCUGAGCCUGAAUUGGACUUGCCCACGGCAUUGAGAGAACCGUCUGUUUAGAGUUCCCACCAUAUUUUCCACAAGGGGAACUGUUAAAUUUUGGAAUUGUCAUAGGCAUGGGCGGAGCUUUGCAUAGAAUAGUGGGUUCAAUUGAAACCACUCAACUUUGAAUUAUUUUUUUAGAAUUAUGUAGUAUUAUAUAAAAUUUUUGAGAGGUUGUCAUAAAUUGACACUAUUAAA